Molecule: messenger RNA, 1449 nt
Organism: Rhineura floridana
Lineage: Eukaryota; Metazoa; Chordata; Lepidosauria; Squamata; Rhineuridae
Gene: ETFA
Product: electron transfer flavoprotein subunit alpha
Exons: 12
Coding region: 13-1203 (396 amino acids)
Cellular component (GO): mitochondrion
Molecular function (GO): flavin adenine dinucleotide binding; electron transfer activity
Source: RefSeq, a predicted model, not a curated record
CUUCCCUCACCUAUGAUGGCGGAUGUGGCCUCAUCGUUGACACUGCCCUCCCUCUUCCUCCUCGUCUUUUUUUCCAUGGAACUCUCGCGAGAUUUUUCUCCUCAGAGUGGGCUGGGCGAGCGGCGAGCGCGAGGAGAAGACGGGAAUUCAGCUGGGACUGAGGAGGAGGAAGCAGCGGCGGUCGCUAUCAUAAUGUUUCGGGGGGUUCUCAAGGCACCACACUUAGGGCGGAGAGCGGUGGUCUCAUUACUUCACCGGUUUCAGGGUACACUAGUAAUAGCUGAACACACAAAUGAGACAAUUGCACCUAUUACUUUAAAUACCAUCACUGCAGCAAAACGUCUUGGAGGUGAAGUAUCAUGUUUAGUAGCUGGCACCAACUGUGAAAAGGUGGCUCAAGAGCUGAGCAAAGUGCAAGGGGUUGUCAAAGUUCUUGUCUCGCAGCAUGAUGCAUAUAAAGGAUUUCUGCCUGAGGAGCUGACAUCAUUGAUUUUGGCAACUCAGAAGCAGUUUAAUUACACCCACAUCUGUGCCGGAGCAUCUGCUUUUGGGAAGAAUCUUCUUCCCCGAGUGGCAGCUAAGCUUGAUGCUGCUCCUGUUUCGGACAUAAUUGAAAUAAAGUCACCUGACACUUUUGUGAGGACUAUUUAUGCAGGAAAUGCCCUGUGUACUGUCAAGUGUGAUGAGAAAAUAAAGGUGUUCUCUGUACGAGGUACUUCCUUUGAGGCUGCACCAUUAAGUGGUGGUAGCGCUACUCUAGAGAAAGUAGCAGCUCCUUCACCAGCUGGUCAAUCUGCAUGGAUUGAGCAGAAGUUAACAAAAAGUGACCGGCCGGAACUGACGAGUGCAAAGGUUGUUGUAUCGGGUGGACGAGGGUUGAAGAGUGGAGACAACUUUCAACUGUUGUAUGAUCUAGCAGAUCAAUUACAUGCUGCAGUUGGUGCUUCUCGUGCGGCUGUUGAUGCAGGCUUUGUACCCAAUGAUAUGCAGGUUGGACAGACAGGCAAAAUUGUGGCACCGGAACUUUAUAUUGCUGUCGGAAUAUCUGGAGCAAUUCAACAUCUUGCUGGAAUGAAAGAUAGCAAGACUAUAGUAGCUAUUAACAAGGAUCCAGAAGCACCAAUAUUCCAAGUUGCUGAUUAUGGUUUGGUAGCAGACUUGUUUAAGGUUGUUCCUGAAUUGACAGCAGCAUUGAAAAAGUGAAAACUUCCAAGUGGCUGGACAGAAAUGGGCAUGAUCAGCUUUUAAAAGAUUAUUUUAAAUAAAAAAAUUAAUUAUAUAUUAUAAAACUAAAAAUGUAAUAACCAGUGAAUUAUUGCCAAGAAUUCAUGUUCUGGGUGACCUCUGAAUGCCUUGUAAUAUACCUACUUUUGCCUUUUGUGUUCCCAUUUGAUUACAGGCUAUUUUUGAAUAUUUUUUCUAAUUCUAUAAUAAAAUAUGCAUCUGAUA